Jaculus jaculus (lesser Egyptian jerboa) is the source of this 2575-nucleotide messenger RNA. RefSeq names its product UDP-GlcNAc:betaGal beta-1,3-N-acetylglucosaminyltransferase like 1 (gene B3gntl1). The transcript is spliced from 13 exons. The record is from RefSeq and is a predicted model, not a curated record. The coding region runs from base 40 to 1113 and encodes 357 amino acids. NCBI's taxonomy places the organism in Eukaryota, Metazoa, Chordata, Mammalia, Rodentia, Dipodidae.
CGCCAGUGCGCGUGUGCACACGGCCGCGCCUGCUCGGCCAUGCAGCGUCCCUGUGAGCCCGCUGUCCCUGGCCCGCCGGCUCAGGUGUCUAUUAUCCUCCCAGUACGCAACGCUGAGCAGUGGUUGGAUGAGUGUUUGAGGUCUGUUUUACAGCAGGACUUUGAAGGCACCAUGGAGCUCUCUGUUUUUAAUGAUGCCAGCAAGGACAAGUCUAUGACCAUCAUUGAGAAGUGGAAAGUAAAGCUGGAAGAUUUUGGCAUUCCUGUGGUCAUUGGAGGCCAUGACUCUUCUUCUCCUCGAGGAGUUGGAUAUUCUAAAAAUCAAGCAGUCGUACAGAGCACAGGGUCUUACCUUUGCUUUUUGGAUUCAGACGAUGUGAUGAUGCCCCAGAGGGUGAGACUACAAUAUGAAGCUGCCGUUCAGCACCCAACAAGUAUUAUAGGGUGCCAAGUGAGGAGAGACCCCCCACACUCCACAGAACGAUAUACACGUUGGAUCAACCAGCUGACGUCAGAUCAGCUGCUGACGCAGGUGUUCACCUCACAUGGCCCUACAGUGAUCAUGCCUACAUGGUUCUUCUCUCGAGCCUGGUUUUCCCAUGUUGGCCCAUUUGAUGAGGGAGGACAGGGGGUGCCAGAGGACAUGCUGUUCUUCUACAAGCACCUCAGGAAGGGGGGCAAAGUCUUCCGGGUGGACCACAACCUGCUCCUCUACCGCUACCACCUACAUGCAGCCACACACUCUGUUCUUGAGACGACCAUUUGGACCCACCGUGUCCACUUCCUAGAGGAGCGGGUCCUACCCCUCUGGGAAUCCUUCACCAUCUGGAAUGCAGGCAAGCAGGGGCGGAGGUUGUACCGCAGCCUGACCACCACCAGCCAGCGCAAGGUGGUGGCCUUCUGCGAUGUGGAUGAGAAGAAGAUCAGGAAGGGCUUCUACUGCUAUGAGGACUCCCAGGAAAAACCCAAGCCACAAGUCCCCAUUCUGCACUUCCAAGCAGCCCAGCCACCCUUUGUCAUCUGUGUGAAGCUGGACCUCACAGGGGGUGAGUUUGAGGACAACCUGAAGACACUGCACCUGCAGGAGGGCCGGGACUUCAUUCACUUCAGCUGAGGCUGAGGCUGAGGCAGUCUCCUCAGAAGACGCAUGCUGUGUCCUAGCAGACUGGACAGCAGAGCCUUUCCCAUGUGUGGCUGCACCAAGUGACCUCAACCAGGUUUUUACCUGGGACAGAAAACUCUGCAAGUCUAAGAAGAUGCAUAAAGCUGUAAUGAAGUAUGAGCCAGAGCCUCACACAUGCCUAGGCCUCUUGCACAGUGCUCCAGUCACUGUUACCAGGUCAGCAUAAGGAGAACAGAACCUAUCGUAGGGCCUAGUGGCUUAAUUCAGGUCUAGAAAGCAAUAAAAGCAGUAGUAUAGCACACUGUCAAGCCCAGCUCUGUAGGAUGCAAUCUGUUAAAAUGAGCAAGGAGAUUGCCAAAGGCCUGGGCUUGUAACCCUGGUGGCUUCACCUCUGAUGUGGGAAGUAUCUCCAGUUCUCCAGACAUAUCUGUAUAUAGCCUCAGGCCCAUAAAAACAGGAGGUACUCGCUGUGGGGAUAUCCAGCCAGCCACAUGAGGCUUCCUGGGCACUGUCCAGCAGUCCUGCCAUGGUAUAGGACAUAGCGCAAGGCCCAUGAGGCAGGAAUAGGGCUACCACAGAAGGACAUAGGUACACAGGCCCUGGACAGGAGAACCUCAUCUUAAGAUGCAUGGGUGUCCACUUUUCACAGGUGUGAGAAAAUGCAAGAUAAAGGCCCAGGCCUCAGGGCCAGAGAAACCUCCCAUGUUGCCACAGGGACACAGCUGGUUCCUUGCUUAGACCUCUGUGGGAGGUGAGCUGCCAUCUGCCCAGCUCUCUACACUAUACCACCAGUGCUUGACAACCAUGAUACACCACACAAAUCACUCAAUGGCUACAGCACAGGAGAGAGCAAGCCUAGCCCCUAGUACUACAGGAUGCCUCUGGAGGGAGGGAGUCUAAACCACUUGCAGCCCACAGUGAGUCUUCCCAGUUCCAUUCACACACCAGUCCCACAGACAGACAAAGGCUGAACCAUGUGGUACAUGAUUUAAUGGGAAGUACAACUAUAUUAAGGAAUGGUAGAAUCACAGACAACCCCAGCUAACAGAGCACUGCACACAUGAGGAAACACUGCCCUCUGGUGAUAGCCUCUGAGUCCCAGCAGCAGGUGUCCCAGCAGAGAGAGACCUUAGGCCCCAUGGCACCAGGUUUCUAUAACCUGUAGCUUGCAGCAACACCUCAGUGCGAAUGUUCCAGCAGAGUUGGCUAAGGGCUCCGCUCCCAGGAGUAACUUUAGUGCACACCAGGCUGUGGAAAAACAUGGAAAUGUCAUGCUGGUCACUAACAGACACUAAGCCACACUGUGCUGUGUCUCAGACCCUGGAAGCCUGAACCCUGUGGUGAUAGCUUUGUGGCAACAUUGCAUCUAGUAAAAGUAGAAGGUUACUAAACUGCUCUACUGCAUGUAUAUUAAGUUUUCUUAAUAAAAAAAAAAAAAGCACACUUUACUCAA